AUGGUUAUGCGAGCUAUGGGCAUAACCAUGAACCUCUCACACGUCAUCGCGUCAUCACAGAGUUCGAAUCCAUACACGAACGUUUCGUGUCCUAUCAAUACUUCCUACACGUCGUCCCGACAACCUAUAUCGCCCCUCCAAACGCACCAAUACACCGUAACGCACUACUCCCGCAUAGGCAUAUUCAAAUUCGAUCUGGACCCACUUGUCGUCCGGAGCUAA
Molecule: messenger RNA, 222 nt
Organism: Laccaria bicolor S238N-H82
Lineage: Eukaryota; Fungi; Basidiomycota; Agaricomycetes; Agaricales; Hydnangiaceae
Exons: 3
Coding region: 1-222 (73 amino acids)
Source: RefSeq, a predicted model, not a curated record